Jatropha curcas is the source of this 2280-nucleotide messenger RNA. RefSeq names its product FAR1-related sequence 9 (gene FRS9). The record is from RefSeq and is a predicted model, not a curated record. Gene Ontology annotation, molecular function: zinc ion binding. Gene Ontology annotation, biological process: regulation of DNA-templated transcription. NCBI's taxonomy places the organism in Eukaryota, Viridiplantae, Streptophyta, Magnoliopsida, Malpighiales, Euphorbiaceae.
CUGGCUAGUUGUUGCCUUUGGUAUAGCGACUCUCUCCAUGAGCCUCUUUGAUUUCGCACACCCUGGUUACUGCCCUCUUCAACGGUGCACGCCGGAUUUGAACUUGCUGCCGUCUCUUCGUCUUCCUCCUCUGGCGGAUUUCCACUACAAACAUUAAUCAUGGGUUUUGAAUAACCAGAGAAGCCGUAAGAAACAAGAGAUUGAUGAGUAGUAGCAGGCAGAGGACCCUCAGCGGUGGGGGUCAACAUGUAUUGGACUAUUUGAAACGAAUGCAGGCUGAAAAUCCUGCUUUCUUUUAUGCUAUUCAGAGCGACACUGAUCACUCUGGUGGAAAUAUUUUCUGGGCUGAUGCAAACUCCAAGAUUAACUAUAGUUACUUUGGAGAUGCUGUUGUAUUUGAUACAGCAUAUCGAAUAAACCGGUACAGGGUGCCGUUUGCUGCUUUCACUGGACUAAAUCAUCAUGGGCAACCAGUAUUGUUUGGCUGUGCUCUCAUUCUCAAUGAGUCCGAGUCCUCUUUUAUUUGGCUUUUUCAAACUUGGCUUCACGCUAUGUCUGGUCAGCACCCGGUAUCUAUCACGACUGAUCCUGAUCGGCUCAUUCAGGUUGCUGUUGCACAAGUUCUUCCAGAAACUCGCCAUCGAUACAGUAAGCAGGUUAUAUUUGGAGAAACACGAGAUAAAAUGGCUCAUAUAUACCAAUCCCAUCCUACUUUUGAAAUUGAAUUUAAGAAGUGUAUUAAUGAGACUGAGACAAUUGAUGAGUUUGAAUCAUCUUGGCAAUCACUUAUUCAAAGAUACUACGUCAUGGACAAUGAAUGGCUACAAUCUAUGUACAAUGCUAGGCAUCAGUGGGUCCCAGUGUAUAUGCGGAACACCUUUUUUGGAGAGUUUUCUGAAAGUGAGGCAAGUCGAGAUUUAAACUCAUUCUUUGAUGGUUAUGUGAAUGCAUUAACUACCAUACAAACGGUUAUCAAACAGUAUGAAAAAGCUAUACAAAGUUGGCAUGAGAAAGAGUUGAAGGCAGACUAUGACACCACUAACACUAUGCCUGUUCUGAAGACACCUUCUCCUAUGGAAAAACAAGCUGCCAACCUCUAUACUAGAAAAAUCUUUAUGAAAUUUCAGGAGGAAUUGGUUGAGACUCUUGCUAAUCCUGCAACCAAGAUUGAUGACUCGGGUUCCAUCACCACGUAUCGUGUGGCCAAAUUUGGGGAAGAACACAAAGCACAUACUGUUAGUUUCAAUUCUUUUGAGAUGAAAGCUAGCUGCAGCUGCCAAAUGUUUGAAUACACAGGAAUAAUCUGUCGGCAUGUAUUAGCUGUUUUUAGAGCAAAAAAUGUUCUGACACUUCCUCCACAAUAUGUAUUGAAACGAUGGACAAGAAAUGCCAAGACUGGAGCUGUGUUGGAUGAACGUGCUUCUGAAUUGCCAAACAAUUCUCGAGAAUCUUUAACUGUUCGCUAUAACAAUUUGCGACAGGAAGCAAUCAAAUACGUUGAAGAAGGGGCGAAAUCUAUUCACAUUUAUAAUGUGGCAAUGGAUGCUUUACAAGAGGCUUCUAAGAAGGUUGCUGCUGCAAAGAAUAAAAGUUCAGAAGCCACAGAGAGUGGAGCUUUGACCAAUGGAACUAGUCAAGUGCUGCAUGUCGUUGAUGGAAAUAGAUCAUCCUCAUUUCAGUCUGUGGAUGAAAAGGAAAAGAAAAUUCGUGAUUUGACUGCUGAAUUAGAGAGUACAAAUCAACGCUGUGAAGUCUAUAGAGCAAACUUGCUGGCUGUUUUGAGAGAUAUGGAAGAACAGAAGUUAAAGCUCUCAGUGAAAGUUCAAAAUGCAAGACUCAGUUUGAAAGAAUGAAUAUGCUCAGGUAGGGGGGAAAUUGUAUGAUUAUGUGUGUCUACGCUGUGACAGUAAUUGAGAGUUCCACACUAAUUCUGGGAUCACCAUUUGUGGAAAUUUGAGCUGCCCAGGAGUUAUGAUGUAAUUUAGAAUGUAUCAUAUUUUUAGAUUUUGCUGUAAUUUAGUUGGAUGGCAUGUCGUUUGACAAUGAAGGAAUAGAGAGGGGGCUUUCAGGUAAGCCUGUUCUUGGUUGUCAUGCAGUGGUAGAUCGGCUGUUGAAGUAUGCAUCUAAGUUUCGACUUAAAUUAAGUAGCACCUGUAACGCAAGCAUAGCAAGUUGCACUGUAAUCCUAAAGGAUUUUUGUCCCUUAUUUAUUUAUUUAGAUUAUUAUUUUGGUACCAAAGACAUUUAUUUUAGAAAUUAAAAUUUUCUUUCUGAGUUCUA